Molecule: messenger RNA, 7914 nt
Organism: Acanthochromis polyacanthus (spiny chromis)
Lineage: Eukaryota; Metazoa; Chordata; Actinopteri; Pomacentridae
Product: KIAA0232 ortholog
Exons: 8
Coding region: 639-4688 (1349 amino acids)
Source: RefSeq, a predicted model, not a curated record
GCGCAUUCGGCAGUCCUUCUCUCCAGUGUAACUGGCCGUUGAGGGGCGGACAUUGUGGCUCCGCGUAACAUGCGCCGUCGCCGAGUGACCUUUCUCCAGCUUGAGCCCGAAUGUUGCCUGUUUCCCCGUAGCCGUCGACGGAGCGACUAGACGUGAAAACAGCGCCAUUUCUGUCGGCGUCCAUGAUACGCGAUGCUACCGCAGCGGAUUCCAGAGCUCGAGCUCGGAACGGCAGCGGGAGAGAAAUAGCCGCUCCCCUUUCGCUGCUUCUCUCUACUUCAGACCACGGCAGGUUGUGCCGGUGAAGUAAGACGUAGCCCCAAAAUGGACCCCUCUGACUGAGACGCAAACACGUCUUGUGUUUUGCUCAGCAGCUGAGAUCAAUCAGCAGCAUAAGCCAUGCCUGACGAGUAAAACCCCCCCACCCCUUUUUGCUCAAAGCAAUAAAAAAAACAAAAAAACCAUCCUACAUGCCUCCCCAUGUAGAGCCCCUUCAGUGCGUCCUGCUGGAGUGACAGCCCCCUCUUCCAGAUAGGUUCUGCCUUGUCCUCCCUCUGUACCCUCCUCCACCGACCACCCUACAGUAACUACUCAUCACAAUGCUGCUCUACCUGAGAAUGGCCAACACCUGAGGUCCCAUGCGUCCAGUGAGCACCGAUCCAAACGGUCCUGCUCCUCCUGAAAACCUCUCUUGCCCCUACCCCCUUGUGGGCCCCCUGCCUGCCUCAGAGAUGUCUCUGCUCCAGUCGCUGGGGCCAGUGCAAAGCUGGCUCGGCCAGGAGCUUGAGAAGUGCGGGAUCGACGCCAUGAUUUACACCCGCUACGUCCUCAGCCUCCUCCUGCACGAUAGUUACGACUACGAUCUGCAGGACCAGGAAAAUGACAUCUUCUUGGGAUGGGAGAAGGGAACUGGGAAGAAAUGGGGCAAGAGUAAGAAGAAAGGAGGGACCGACCUGAGUCUCGAGGAAAUGAAGAAGCAAGCUGCCGUGCAAUGCCUCCGAUCUGCAUCUGAUGAGAACUCUGGAAUUGAGAGCCUGGUUGAAGAGCUUUGCUCUAAACUAAAGGACAUCCAGAACAAACAGAAAGAGGAAAAACAGAUUCAAAAGAAAUCUGAUGGCUCUCAGUCUCCUCCAGAGCGAGCUGAGUCCCCCUCUUCAAAGGACCAGGUGGAAAUGUAUUAUGAAGCCUUUCCUCCUUUGUCAGAGAAACCUGUUUGUCUCCAAGAGAUCAUGACGGUGUGGAACAAGGCUAAGGCCUGCGCAUAUUCAAGUUCAUCAUCCUCAGCAGCCCCACAAACCAGCACAGACACCUCUUCUCCCAAAGAUUGCAACAGUGAAGGUGAGGCUGCAAAGGAACGAAACCUCGAGGCAUGUGGUACCAUCACGACAGCGACCAACGAAAGAGGACAGCAACGGCGAAGCAAGAAGGAGAAAGAAAACAGAUACCAUGGUGGUGCAGCAGCAGAGGAGAAAUCCACUGUCCAUUCUAAGAGACAGAUCAGACACAGAUCGGAGGGCAAAUACCGACCCAGAUCCUGGUCUUCUGGCUCUAGUGAGGCAGGCUCGAGCUCAAGUGGGAACCAGGGUGACUCCAAGUCAUCCAGAAGCAAGACAGUUAGAGUAAGGCACAAAUCCAGGGAGGCUGCAAAAAAUAAGAGAACACGCAACAGUGGGCAGGUGAAGCUUCAGGUGAAGGUUAUCGACAAAGAGGAGCGAAGAAACACAGGAGGGAGCAGUAGCAGUGCCACCGGCGGUGCUGCCAAACAACCACAGCUUUACAAAAAGGGGAAGAGACCGCUGAAGGAGAUUCGUAAAGAUCCAGGCUGGGUGGAAGCAAAAGAGUCCGGAGUUGAAGCCAGAAACAAAAAGGAAUACAUGGAGGAGCCGCUUUGGUACACUGAGCCCAUUACAGAAUAUUUUAUACCUUUCAGCAGCAGACAAAGCAAGCUGGAAACAAAAUAUCGCAGCAAGGUGGACUCUCCUGAUGGCUUUGCCAUGUCAACCGACAUGGACCGGCUGCCUGAGAGAAUCCAGGGAAUCUGCAUUGCCAAUGAGAACUACCAGAGAGCAUACCUAGCAGCAGGCUCGUUUGUGGAUGGGCACUUUGUGGAAGGGCCUGGCGAAGCAGAAGAUGAAACUGCUGAACUCACUGGGACCUCAAGCUGCCCUCAGCCAGAGGAUAGUAGAGAUUUAGAUGACAAGCAUCUGUCUGAAUUUACUCACUUCUAUGAAGUAGAUAUUUAUCAAUCCAUAUUGGAUACUAGUGCCUCAGACUCGAUACAAGAGAGUCGGAUCUUAAGCAUGAUUCGACAAAAAAGCAAAGAGCAAAGAGACAUUGAGGCAGAAUGUUGUUUAGUGUUAGAUGGCCUUGAGCAGCAAGGGAAAAGUGCAAUACGGGCAGACUCACAGGAAGCUUCGGGAUCUGUUGGAUUUUUAAUGGAGGAUCUUGAGAACAUGGCUCAAGUGUGGGGAUGUUAUUCGCCAUCUACUUCAGAAGAUAUAGAUGGAGAAAGCUUCAUUGGAGACUCUCCCAUCCGGCUCUCCCCUCUUCUUGAUAGUGUUUCAUUCACCCUGAGCAAGCUAUCUGGAAACCUGGAGGAGCCACCUGUUCCUGAAGCCACCAGUGAACCAUCUGGUUUGAACUCAUCCUGCUUCUCUCUUUUUGAGCUGCAGUAUGACAGCCCCACUUUUCCUUUUCCCCGCGACUCACUCACCGUUGGUCACGAAAACAACACAGAUUCUAGUAGCUGUCUCGACCCACAUUCUAAUAAACAGUCUCGUUUGCUAAUAUGGACCAAAAAUAGUGCCUUUGACGAAACUGAACACUGUUCUAACCUAUCAACACGAACUUGCAGUCCAUGGUCACAUUCAGAGGAGACUCGUUCAGACAACGAGCAAGGAAACGCUCCGGCUGAGGAUGCUGCUCAAAUUGGCAGUGAUGAGAUCGAUUGUAUAAUGCCUCCUCUUUCUGGUACAUAUCUUGAGGAUGAAAUCUUGGACUUUUUGCAAGAAGACUCCGGUCGUAAGUGUGAGGAGGUCAGUGUUAGCACAGCAUCCAAUCAGACCUUCACCAAAAAAUCUAAAUUGGAGUCCAUUUGUGGCAUCGCAUUGGAAGAGGAUGAGAGUAAACAGUACAGCACUGGCAUGUUUUCGGACAACACAAACCAACAGAGUGAUGAUUACAGCUCAGGGAUUAUAAAAGACAUUUGGACUGCAAUCGGUGAUGGCAAAUCUGUAAUAUCAAGGAAAAGAGCAGAAAAAACGAGCGAGGGGCUCUUCUCAGAUGAGUCGGGCAGUUACUGCUGCAGCUGUCUCGAGGUGCAGGCAAAAGGUGUUCCAAUUCAGGGACCUCAGAAAAAAGCAGUGCAGCGGUCAGAGUAUCACCUUUGGGAAGGCAAGAAAGAAGAACAGGACUUAGCCAAAAACAAACUCUCCAAGGUAGAUGGUGCUGGGGAUUACAUGACUCCGUCCAAGCCCUGGGACUUAAACUCCGACAAGGAGAGUACAUCGUUCAUCCUAGGAGGGGUGUACGGAGAGUUGAAGACACUAAGUGGUGAUAAGAAUUGGGCUGUCGUACCGCCAAGUGACACCCAAGAUAGCCUGCUCCAGUGUGCCGCUGCAGCUGCAUCUGCAUCUGCUUCAAGCUCAGACAUGCUCACCAUCACUGGCACAGAUGUGUUCAUGAACAAGGGCAGCUGCUUUGCCCCCGGGCACAGGCCCCUGUGGAGGCCUCUUGUGUCCUUUGGGCAGGGUGACCAGGCCAUUAGAGGAGGUGGAGAUGGAUUGAAUAAGGGAUUUUCUUUCAUCUUCCAUGAAGAUUUGCUCGGAUCUUACGGAGGCUUGCGCAGCGAGGAGCAAGGUUUAGAAUACCCGUUUGCAUCCUUCAACCUGAACAAUCCCUUCUCUCAAGUCCUCCACGUUGAGUGUUCUUUCGAGCCUGAGGACAUGGCUUCGUUCAGUCCAGGAUUCAAGCCCAAAUCCAUUCUUUGCUCGGACUCUGAGAACGAAGCCUUCCACCCACGAAUAUAUGGCAUCAACCGGACGCAGUAUCGGGCCAUUCGCAUUUCCCCCAGGACUCAUUUCCGACCAAUAUCUGCCUCGGAGCUGUCUCCUGGUGGAGUGAGUGAUUCAGAGGCUGAGACUGACAAAGAGGAGAUGAGUUUUCCCGUCCUGGCGCCGGUGGACGUCUUUGAUGACCCUCAGGCAGACCUCAAACCUCUGGAGGAGGAUGCAGAAUGUGAGGGUCCUUAUUAUGGGAAGUCAGAACUGGAAUCUGGUAAAUUCUUACCCAGAUUAAAGAAGUCUGGCAUGGAGAAGAGUGCCCAGACCUCUCUGGAUUCACAGGAGGGCUCCAGUACCCUCCUGCCGAUCGCUGAGCAAGAAAUUUGCUUAGACUGCAAAACGGCAGCAGCUGCAUCGAGUGCAGGUGGACAGACUGACGUCUCCGUUGGCAAGAUUCAAAAAGACGAGUCUUCAGGAGAAAAACAGUCCUGCGUAUGUUCACCAGCAGGUCAGAUCCCGAAGUAUGGGAUUGCUUAUGACUUUGUUGGAGAUGUGCCAGAGUUCCCUCUGUUGAAUAUAAGUGGACAGGGAGGAACUGGCAACCAGCAAGAUGAGUGCUGGUGGCAGAACACAAUCUGUUCCCCCCUUUUCCCUGGAUCUCAGUGUACAGGGAGCAGCAACAUUUGAAUACUCCAGUUUUGCAGAGGACGCAUGUCGCCGAGAGGAACCCUUCCUCUCCUUUUGUGACUGGACGUCUACCAGCAAAGAUUCAGGGUCAUCUCAGAGCUGGAAAACCUAAAUGUAGGCUAAUUUUCUGAGACACCCCCCUUUCAAAACCCCGACGCAUAACCCCGUUGGUUUUCAUUUACUAACUUAAAAACCUUGUGUAAUCAACAAUCAGAUCAACAAAAAGCGAGUGAAAAUAGGAAAACUCAAAAAAUAUGUUCUGUCUUUGAGUGAUGCCAUGUGCUGACAUGCAUUUUAGGCAUUUUAGAAUUUGUUUCAGUUGAUUCUUCUGUACACUGGUCCUCAUUCAAGUUUCACAGUUAGGUAGUAGGGACAAUCUUCUAUCCUCGUCAGUUUUGUUCCCGCCAUUUUUGCUUUUGAACUAGGAUUCUGGUAGUCGGUGGCGUCUGAAUGGUUGUGCAUGUGUGUUUGUCCAACCGGUCUCACUCCUCUUUUCUAGUUGAACCUAAUGUUGUGUGAAACGACUGCUAUCGCAUCCUCUACUUUCCAUCUGGUGUUCAGAAAGAAAAAUAUAAGGAUGUUGAGAUUUUUGAGUUGUGUAAGAAUUUGCGAGUUUAAUUUAUAUAGUUUGUUUGAACGACUUUCUGAAUGUGAAGUAGAGAAUGUGUGCAGCUUUCUUCUAAAUAUCCGUAAAUUCCCCAUGUGUGAAAAGUUAUAAGUCUGAUUUUUGAAUGGUGAUAGUCUUUCAAAAAGCUAGUAGUAAACUUAGUAUGGUUUGUGAGGCUAAAAUAAAAGCAACCUUUUAAAAAUGAAUAAAAAAAAACAAAUCAAAAGGAGUUUUGUUGGCAAAAAUACUAAUAAUCUACUUGAAAAUGCAAUGCUGUAAAAGAAUUUGGGGAAAUAAAAAAAAAAAGUUUGUGUUUUGAGGUAAAAAGACGUGACUACAGCCAUUUCUGCAGACACCUGUGUUGCAACUGAAUGAAACUUGUUUUAUUUUUUUUUUUGUAAUUUCUAUGGUACAGACUAUUGGUGCUAUAAAUAUGUUCAAAAAAAUCUUUUGAAGUUGCAGUUCCAUAAUAUGGCAAGUAGAUGGCAUUAGCCUAGUUUUGUUUGUAGACCAGACAGUCGGACUCCAUGAAUACCUUUAUUUUCUUUUUUUUUUUUUGCGAAAAUUGUGAGGAGAAAACUUUUGCCUGAUCUUGCUUAAUGUGGCUUGGUUUUUAUUUUACGGUAACCUCUUAGUUGUCAGGCCUGUAACAGCUCAAGCAGGCAGUUAAAUCUCAUAUUUCCACACGUUAUUUCAGUUUAAAAGCCCCCCCAAGCAGACUGCCCAAGCUGCAGUUAUACAAAUACACAACAAAACAAGUGGCGGGGCGAACGUCAAACCAAAAAAAAUAGAGACGUAACUACACUAAGGUACACAUGCUUUUUUUUUCUCCAUAUGAGGUGUGUUUUUAUUUGUUGGUUUACAAUAUAUCUUGUUGAAAUACUGAGUAACGUCUCACUGAGUGUAUGUGUGUGUGUAGGCGUAGAACUCGUGACGGCACUGGUUCAGAGUGAGUGUAUUAGAACUUUAUUUCAGAGAAAAGUGAACGUCUUUUGAGACAUUCACAAAAAUGCAAAAUGCAUUAGUGAAACCCCCCCCCCAUCCUGACCGAAUUAGGUCUAAAAAUAAAAAUAAAAAAAACCUGAGGUGUUGUUUACUAGGGCUGGCCAGAAUAGCAGUUUCUGGGCUCGGAUAUUCGCCUCGAUUAAUGAUGAAUAUUCGGUUUGGUUUGUAACGUCCGAUAGCGGGGGACGGACGGAACGAACCGAACUUCUGGUGCGAAUCGAUGAGUCGAAUACAUGCGACAUCGUACCAAACAUUCAGAUCUCAAAGUAAAUAAUCAGAUGCCACCUUAGCGGCCGAAUAUUCAGAUAUCCGGGUGUUCUGGUCCAGCUCUAUUGCUUUCUGACCCUGCUUGUGAGCUGUGCUUUGAAGAUUCAAUCCAGUCGAAGCAGAUAAAUGCGUUUCUUAAACCCUUCCUUCCUUCCUUCUGCUCCGACUUUUAUUUUUUUAUAGCGGCAGCGAUAUCACGCCACCAAACCGAAGCACAGACGGCUAAAACGAUCCCUCUGUUAGCCGUUAGCGGACAGUUGAAUAAAUGUAAUGCACUGUCGCAGGUGAUGGUGUCUAUUUCGGGCAUGGCUUUUUUGGAAAUGGCUUCCUCAUUAGUAAACGCUGAGAAAAAAAAACAGAAAAAAGGACCCCCUCAAAAGGAGCUGAAUGAACGGUACUCAACUUCAGGGUCUCGUCACCUUUCUUUGACAGUCAUCGGACACUCAGGAAUUUUUUAAUACGAGCAUACUGCAUCCUCUACGCUCAGACCUGUGACAGUGCAUUGAUGCAUUAAUGUACAAACUUUUCUUUGAUUGUAGAAGAGAAAUUACCGGCAGGAAGUUGUUGUUAGCGAGCGAGCAGCAGAGGCGACUGUCGUUAAUUUAGAGCUAUAGUUUUUAGGGUAAAAAAAAACAAAACAAAAAGAACUAAGCCAUUGUAGAUUGCAUAAGCAAUGCGAAAGGGAAUUCCCUGAGUCCUAUGCAAUACCUUGGCGCAUGUACACACACACGUAUGGAGGAAAGUCAUUCAGUUAAUUUUGCAUGUGGAUUACUUUUGAGUGAGACACCAGAGAGAAAGAAAGUAUGGAAUGUCUACAAUAAAAAAUACAGCAUGCAAACAUCACACUCCAUCGUUUUAAGUUGGAUUAAACGAAAUAUUUUGGUUUAAAAGAAAAAUACGAGUGAUUGAAAUAUGUUAUAUGAUUCUGUGUGUGUGUGUGUGUGUGUGAGAGUGUGUGUGUCACAAAAAGCACUUACAUGGGAGUAGAAAGGAACGCAUCUCACCUUUCUCCAUUUAACUCUUCCAUUUUGAUAGGCCGUGUUAUUAAAAAAGAAGCUAAACAUGAUGAGAGAGUGCAUACGGUGAGGGUGUGUGUGUGUUUGGAAAGACGCUGACGGGGUCGUUGCACUGUGGUCUGAAGAAAAUACCCAGCACUGAGAACUUUCCUCGUCUUUUCAUUCCCACCCAGAUGAUGCUCCUUCGCCCUCCCUCUCCUCCAUGUUCCCCGAUCCCAUCUGUCCCGAGUAGCUGUGUUGUUCUAAUUUCAUGUACCCCCCCCCCCGAGUAAAUUAUUUUGUUUCAUUGUGGAUUUUCUUAACAUCUAAUAAAGGAAUAAACCAAACCUCA